Messenger RNA from Diabrotica virgifera virgifera (western corn rootworm), 1509 nucleotides. Its product is annotated as tektin-1. The record is from RefSeq and is a predicted model, not a curated record. Gene Ontology annotation, biological process: cilium movement involved in cell motility; cilium assembly. The transcript is spliced from 5 exons. NCBI's taxonomy places the organism in Eukaryota, Metazoa, Arthropoda, Insecta, Coleoptera, Chrysomelidae. Bases 93 to 1361 code for a protein of 422 amino acids. Gene Ontology annotation, cellular component: nucleus; microtubule cytoskeleton.
ACUACUGACAACCGCUUUCAAAAUAUUGAUCAAACAAUACCUUCAAACCAAAUCGGAUAUAUUCAAACGGUGCUUUAAUUUUCUUAGCAAAAAUGAACUCCUCGCAGCGAUUUAAUCAACGGAGACAAACUAAUUUGUAUCAUCAAUCUUUGGUGGUUAUUCCGCCUCCUCCAUCGAAGUUCAGUCUCAGCGAAUGGCAUUUAAAUAACAUUUUUAGAGAUAGAAUUUGUUUAGAUCAGCAGAAGUUGGCGGAUUCUAUUAUAGCUGAAAAUGAUAGAGCUAUCGAUGAAGUCCAGGAUAGAACCGACUUAAAUAAAAGGGAGGUUGAUCAUCAUUUAAAAGAAAAACUUACUGAUGUCGAAUUUAUUCAGUCAGAAAUCGAAAAGCAAAGAAAAGAGGUAUGCAGAGAAGAAGAAAAUCUUCAAACAUACAUGGAGAGAAUAAAAGACUGUUUGGAAGCAUGCCAAAAGCACGGUUUGGAAAUUGUAAGAAAAUGUAUAAUUUUACGAGAAGGAAGAAUAGGAAUCGAUUUGUGUUUCGAUGAUGUUGAUAAGGAAUUAAGAAAAGAAUUAUCUGUUCUAGACGGAGGUAUCAGUUUGUUAAAGAGAACUUUAGAAGAAUCCAACGAACAGAUUCGACGACUGAGAUCGACAUUUUACUUCAUGGAUCGAGAUUUGACAGACAAAAGUACAACGCAUAAAAUUGAUCUUCUGAAUAGUUCACUUACAAACACAAGUUUGAACCUUAGCAUAUACCAUGGUUUCACCCCAUUGGAUCCUGCUAAUAUCACUCUUCAAGAAUGGGAAAAAUUUACAGCCGAUAGCAUAGCUAAAGCUGCAAAAGAAAUUGCGUGUGCCAGACAGCUACGGUCUUAUGUAGACAUUUUGUUAAAACAAGCUAUUGACGACAUGGACAUGCAAUGUAAUGCUACAAAUAAUGCUUUUAGAAGAAGAAUAGAAGAACUGAAACACAUUAAAACAAGACUGGAAAUCCAGCAUUCCGAAAUUAUGAGACAGUCCAAUGAAAUGACUAGAAGUAUUACCAAACUUGAAAAAGCUCUAGUUGAAAAAGAAGGAUACAUGGCUCUAGCUCACACCAGGUUAGGUCAUAGAGCGCAGAGGCCAGGAGUAGAACUCUGUAAGGAUUUAGUUGAAAUUGCGCUUGUUAACGAAGUUGCAGAAUUAAGAGGUAAUUGUGCCACAUUACAACAGAAAUUGGCAGAAUCGCAAGCUUCUCUACGUUAUCUCUUAAAAACGCAGAUACAACUAGAAGAGGACAUCAAUAUAAAGACAAAUUCUUUAAAAAUUGACGAAGUGGACUGCAUGAGUCUGAGACAAGGAAUGGACUAUCAUAGUUUUUAGAAGCUAUUUAAUGUGUUGUGGUGAUAUGUAAUAGUGUUUGUAUUUACACGUUCGACUAAAAUUAUAUCCAGUGCACAUACAAGUAUUCAUAAACAUUUGUCAGUGUCAAAUUUUCAGUUUUAGUUUAAAUAUAUUGAAUAUACAAUAA